ACAUGCAUUUCUAAAAAAAAUCUCAUGUUCUAAAACCCAAAACCCUUUUGCUCCGCCCCGGAACACCAGCCACCAUGCGCUAUCUAUUCCGUUUUGCCACCGUCUCCCGCCGCAGCCACCUUCUCUCCCGCCACUACAAGGCUGGGAAGGCACCGUCUCCGGCGACCCCUCCAAGAGCCCCAAAGAAGCCUCAGAAGUUCAGCUUCCAUGGCAUGACAUGGGAGGACCCUUACAGCUGGAUGUCGAACCUCAGCGACAAGAUAGCAAUGCGGCACAUGGACGUGUACAUGGAGCAGGAGGAGAAGUACACGGAGGCCGUCAUGGCCGACUCCGAACGCCUCCUCACCAAGCUCCACCUCGAAAUGGCCUCCCGAAUGCCCUUCGAUCUUUCCACUCCUCCAUUUCGCUGGGGUCCUUGGUUGUAUUAUCGACGCGUCGAAGAAGGAAAACCGUACCCGGUGCUUUGCAGAAGAUUGGCUAGCUUGAACGACGAUUUCAUCUCGCAUAAGUAUCCUCCAGCCGGGUUUGAUUUCGCUACGGGCAAGACAAUCGAGCAGAAGCUGGUUGACUAUAAUCAAGAAGCUGAGAGGUUUGGAGGAUAUGCUUAUGAGGAACUGUCUGAGAUUUCACCUAAUCAUCAGUAUUUUGCGUAUACUAUGUAUGAUAAAGACAAUGGCUACUUCAAGUUAUCUGUGAGAAAUUUGAAUUCGGGUUCCUUGUGUAGUAAGCCUCAGGCAGACCGAGUUUCCAACUUGGCAUGGGCCAAAGAUGGACAGGCAUUGCUUUAUGUUGUAACAGAUCAGAAAAUGAGGCCAUAUCGAAUUUACUACAGUCUUAUCGGAUCAACUGAUGAAGAUGUUUUGCUUUUGGAAGAAUCAGAUGAAAAUGUUCACAUUAAUAUAAGGCAUACAAAAGACUUCAAAUUUGUGACUGUCAAUACAUUUUCUCCCACAUCAUCAAAGGUGUUUCUAAUAAAUGCAGCUGAUCCAUUGUCUGGCUUGAAACUAGUUUGGGAGUGUGAUGCUCUAGCACACUGCAUAAUUGAACACCACCAAGGUUAUCUUUGUUUGUUUACAGAUGCUCCCAAAGGUGGACAAUCAGUUGAUUGCCAUUAUCUUCUCUGUAGUCCAUUGGAUGCUUCUUCAAAUCCAAGAAAAUGGGAGGAAGUAUUUGUUGAUGAUCCAGAUUUGACAGUUGUGGAUGUUGAUUUUAGUGAUAAAUACUUGGCACUCAUAGUUAGGGAAGGUCGAAAUUUUCAACUUUGUUCAAUUGGACUGCCGUUGCCUUUUGGGAAGGGGGGAGUUAAACUGAAGAAGCGGGACCUACAGUACUUGCCUCUUCCGAAACAUGUUUGCCAAAUCUCACCUGGACCAAAUUAUGACUUCUUCUCAUCAGUCAUGCGCUUUAUAAUAUCAUCCCCUGUGAUGCCAGAUGCUGUCGUUGAUUAUGACCUGGCAACUGGUAGGUGGAACAUCAUUCAACAGCAAAAUAUGCUUCAUGACAGAACACGGAUAUUAUAUGGCGCAAAUUCUGCAAGUAUUAGCAUGGAAUCCUCAAACUCAAAAUACUCCAGUCCUGGGAAUGCCAUGGAAGAUGACAACUUAUGGAAUGACCUGUCUGAGUUUUACGCCUGUGAAAAAUAUGAUGUCCCUUCUUUUGAUGGGGCACUGAUUCCUUUGACUAUUGUAUUUGCACGUAAUAAUAAACCAGGGGAUAAAAAUCCUGGGGUAUUGCAUGGGCAUGGAGCUUAUGGUGAGUUACUUGACAAAAGGUGGCGCAGUGAAUUAAAAAGCCUCCUGGAUCGUGGUUGGGUCAUUGCCUAUGCUGAUGUUAGAGGAGGAGGUGGAUAUGGUAAGAAAUGGCAUCAUGAUGGGAGAGGUACAAAGAAACAUAAUUCAAUCAAUGAUUAUAUCUCUUGUGCCAAGUUCCUCAUUGAAAAAGGUAUUGUGCAUGAAAACAAUUUGGCUGGUUGGGGAUAUAGUGCUGGAGGGCUUUUGGUUGCUUCAGCCAUCAACCGUUUUCCAGAUAUAUUUCGUGCUGCAGUCUUGAAGGUUCCUUUUUUAGAUCCGACCAACACUCUUCUGUAUCCCAUCCUGCCACUUGUAGCUGUUGAUUAUGAAGAGUUUGGCUUCCCUGGGGACCUAGAUGAUUUUCUUGCAAUUCGAGAUUAUUCUCCAUAUGACAAUAUCCAAAAGGAUAUUCUUUAUCCAGCUGUAUUAGUAUCCUCUUCUUUCAACACACGAUUUGGGGUGUGGGAAGCAGCAAAAUGGGUAGCAAGAGUUCGUGAUCUUUCAAUUUAUGACCCAAAACGGCCAAUAUUGCUGAAUUUGACCACAGAUAUAGUGGAGGAAAACCGUUAUUUGCAGUCCAAGGAAUCAGCAUUAGAGGUGGCCUUUCUCAUUAAGAUGAUGGAAUCUUAGAUAUGCCAACUGAUCAUUCACUCGCCGUGAGAUGUUUCCCUAUGGCUAUCUGCUGUACAAAAGUUAAGAUUGUGCUUUGGAUGAACCAAUAUUCAGUCAGGCGCUUCACUUGGGAAAUACUUGCCUUCAGAAAUUCUUUUUCAAUUGGUUCCUGGCUUGUACCCCCCAGAAUUGACAAGAGCCUUUGGUUUAUCAAUGCAUGGAUAGAGCCUUAGUUGCUUUCGAUGUGAUAUUUUCUUUAUCAUUAUUUAGGUCAAAUGUUGUAUAAUUUAGACGUUUGUAGUUUUUUUUUUGAAACAUGACGUUUGCAGUUAUUGAUUGGUAAUGGUAUGUUAUCCAGGUAUAUAUUCUAAAUGAUACAUUAUACUACAGAGUGGAGGAUGGUGAAUCUGUCGAUGGGAUGGGACACUGCCUGAUUGUGAU
Messenger RNA from Lotus japonicus, 2843 nucleotides. RefSeq lists its product as uncharacterized. The transcript is spliced from 11 exons. Lineage: Eukaryota; Viridiplantae; Streptophyta; Magnoliopsida; Fabales; Fabaceae. The record is from RefSeq and is a predicted model, not a curated record. Gene Ontology annotation, molecular function: serine-type endopeptidase activity. The coding region runs from base 75 to 2420 and encodes 781 amino acids. Gene Ontology annotation, biological process: proteolysis.